AUGCCGUGUGAAUCUGAGAUCCUGCACCACGACAAGCAGUAUGAGCCUUUCUACUCCUCCUUCGUUGCACUUUCCACACACUACAUCACUACUGUGUGUGGCCUCAUCCCCAGGAACCAGCUGCAGUCAGUGGCAGCUGCCUGUAAAGUCCUGAUUGAGUUCUCCCUGCUGCGGCUUGAGAACCCAGACGAAGCUUGUGCUGUUUCACAGAAACACCUCAUUUUGCUGAUCAAGGGGCUGUGCACGGGCUGCAGCCGCCUGGACCGCACAGAAAUCAUCACCUUCACAGCGAUGAUGAAAUCAGCCAAGCUGCCUCAGACUGUCAAAACCCUCUCUGAUGUUGAGGACCAGAAGGAAUUGGCCUCCCCAGUGAGCCCAGAGCUGAGACAGAAGGAAGUGCAGAUGAACUUCCUCAACCAAUUGACAUCAGUCUUUAACCCCAGAGUCUCUUCAUCACCAUCAAUCACAACAGAGACACAGGUGGAAGGAGAGAGCGAGGAUCAAGCUGCCACAGAUCAAACCUCUGCAACAAAGACCAAGAGCAUAUUCAUUGCUCAGAACGUGGCCAGCCUGCAAGAACUUGGUGGCUCUGAGAAGCUGCUGCGCGUGUGCCUGAACCUGCCCUACUUCCUGCGCUACAUCAACCGCUUCCAGGACGCUGUGUCCGCCAACUCCUUCUUCAUCAUGCCGGCCACCGUGGCCGAUGCCACGGCCGUGCGCAACGGGUUCCACUCGCUGGUCAUCGAUGUCACCAUGGCUCUGGAUACGCUGUCCCUGCCCGUGCUGGAGCCCCUGACGCCCACACGCCUUCAGGAUGUGACUGUUCUUGCUCUUAGCUGUCUCUAUGCAGGUGUGAGCGUGGCCACCUGCAUGGCCAUCCUGCACGUGGGCAGCACCCAGCAGGUACGAACCGGGUCAACGAGCUCCAAAGAAGAAGAUUAUGAAAAUGAUGCUGCUACUAUUGUACAGAAAUGUCAUUAUCAGAACUUCCAGCUGCUCGGGGCUUGGUGUUUGCUGAACAGCCUCUUCCUCAUCUUGAACCUCAGCCCCACGGCCUUGGCUGAUAAGGGGAAGGAGAAGGAUCCCUUGGCUGCCCUUCGAGUCAGAGACAUCAUUGCUCGCACUAAGGAGGGCGUGGGGUCUCCCAAGCUGGGACCUGGCAAAGGGCAUCAAGGGUUUGGGGUGCUGUCAGUGGUGCUGGCAAACCAUGCCAUCAAAUUGCUGUCAUCUCUUUUCCAAGAUCUGCAGGUGGAGGCGUUGCACAAGGGCUGGGAGAGUGAUGGCCCUCCAGCAGUGCUGGAUAUCAUGGCUCAGAGCACGUCCAUCCAGAGGAUCCAGCGGCUCAUAGACUCUGUGCCACUCACGAAUCUGCUGCUGACUCUGCUCUCCACUUCCUACAGAAAGGCCUGUGUCCUGCAGCGCCAGAGGAAGGGCUCCAUGAGCAGCGAUGCCAGUGCCUCCACUGACUCCAACACUUACUAUGAGGAUGAUUUCAGCAGCACUGAGGAGGACAGCAGCCAAGAUGACGACAGUGAGCCCAUCCUGGGGCAGUGGUUUGAAGAGACAAUCUCCCCCAGCAAGGAGAAAUUUUUGAGCCUAGCUUCAAACAUUUUGAACUUUAUCACUUCUUCUAUGCUGAACUCCAGGAAUAACUUCAUUCGCAACUACCUGAGCGUGUCCCUGUCGGAGCAGCACAUGGCCACGCUGGCCAGCAUCAUCAAGGAGGUGGACAAGGAUGGCCUCAAGGGCACGUCAGAUGAGGAGUUUGCUGCUGCUCUGUAUCACUUCAACCAUUCCUUGGUGACCUCAGAUCUUCAGUCCCCUGCCCUGCAGAGCACCCUUCUCCAGCAGCUGGGAGUUGCCCCUUUUUCUGAAGGUCCGUGGCCUCUCUACAUCCACCCUCAAAGUCUGUCUGUGCUGUCCCGACUGCUCCUGAUCUGGCAGCAUAAAGCCUCUGCCCAGGGAGAUCCUGAUGUUCCAGAGUGCCUUAAAGUCUGGGAAAGGUUUGUGGGCACCCUGAAGCAGAACGCCUUGCAGGGCACUCUCCCCGGUGACACAGAGGAUCUGAAUGUGGAGCAUCUCCAGCUGCUGCUGCUCAUUUUCCACAAUUUCUCCGAGAGGGGCCGCAGGUCCAUCAUGAUGCUCUGUAUCCAGACCAUCGUGGAGCUGACAGCAAACAUGGAGAGCCAGCAGUGCUCUGUGCCCCUCCUGGUGGCACGGCUGCUGCUGGUGUUUGACUACCUGCUGCACCAGUACUCCAAGGCCCCCGUGUACCUGUUUGAGCAGGUACAAUAUAAUUUGCUGACUCCACCCAUUGGCUGGGUGAGUGGAUCCCAGGACAGCAGCAGACGAACAUCUGUCCCACUUUACCAUGGCUUUAAAGAAGUGGAAGAAAACUGGACCAAACACUGUUCAUCAGACUCUGCUCCACAGCCCAGGUUCUACUGCAUCCUGUCUCCAGAAGCUUCUGAGGAUGAUCUGAACCGUCUGGAUAGCACGGUGUGUGAGGUGCUUUUCUCCAGGGCUACGAAGUACGACGAGCUCUACGCAGCCCUCACCUCAUUGCUGGCUGCUGGCUCCCAGUUUGAUACACUCAGGAGGAGGGAGAACAAAAAUGUCACUGCCCUGGAAGCCUGUGCCCUUCAGUACUACUUCCUGAUCCUGUGGCGCAUCCUGGGGAUUUUGCCUCCCUCCAGAAGCUACAUGCACCAUCUGGCCAUGAACACCCCUGAGAUGAGUGACUGUGACCUCCUGCACACCCUGCGCUGGUCCUCCCGCCUGCAGAUCCCCUCCUACGUGGUGUGGAUCAAGGAUCACCUUAUCAAGCAGGGCAUGAAGGCUGAGCAUGCUACUCCUCUCAUUGAGCUGACCUCCAGCAAGUGCAUCUCAGUGAAGUACGACGUGGAAAUAGCAGAGGAAUACUUUGCUCGACAGAUCUCUUCUUUCUGUGCUGUUGACUGCACAACCAUUCUCCAGCUGCACGAAGUCCCCAGUUUACAAUCCAUUUACACCCUUGAUGCUGCCAUCUCCAAGAUCCAGGUUUCUCUAGAUGAGCACUUUUCCAAGUCAGCUGCAGAAACUGAUCCCCAGAAGUCCUCAGAGAUAACCAAGAACCUCCUCCCUGCCACACUGCAGCUCAUUGACACUUAUGCUACUUUUACCAGGUACAGUCCGACCCUUGUCCAGAACUUGCCAUCAGCUGUGCAGACCCUGUGUGAGUCCUGGAACAACAUCCACACCAACGAGUUCCCCAACAUCGGUUCGUGGCGCAACGCCUUUGCCAACGACACCAUCCCUGCCGAGAGCUACAUCAGCGCCGUGCAGGCUGCCCACCUGGGCACCCUCUGCAGCCAGAGCCUGCCCCUGGCAGCCUCCCUCAAGCACACCCUGCUGUCCCUGGUCAGGCUCACCGGGGAUCUCAUCAUCUGGUCAGAUGAUCCCAACCCACCGCAGGUGAUCCAUUCCCUGCUGCCCCUCCUUCUGGAGAGCAGCACAGAGAGUGUGGCAGAAAUCAGCAGCAACUCCCUGGAAAGGAUCCUGGGCCCAGCAGACUCUGACGAGUUCCUGGCCCGUGUUUAUGAGAAGUUGAUCACAGGGUGCUAUAACAUACUGGCCCAUCACUCUGACCCAAACAGGUAA
This is a messenger RNA of Zonotrichia albicollis (white-throated sparrow), 3639 nucleotides long. The record is from RefSeq and is a predicted model, not a curated record. Lineage: Eukaryota; Metazoa; Chordata; Aves; Passeriformes; Passerellidae.